Messenger RNA from Galendromus occidentalis (western predatory mite), 2592 nucleotides. Its product is annotated as ankyrin repeat-containing protein kinase A. The record is from RefSeq and is a predicted model, not a curated record. The coding region runs from base 1 to 2592 and encodes 863 amino acids. The transcript is spliced from 2 exons. Lineage: Eukaryota; Metazoa; Arthropoda; Arachnida; Mesostigmata; Phytoseiidae.
AUGAAUAGCGCGGCUGUCAUCGGCCGCCAGUUACGCCAACAGAAUAGGGCACCAGGGCCCCUCGCUGUGCCGGGAAGACCUCGGGCGCCGUCCCAUGUGAACCUCGGGCCUCUGCCUGCUUCUGUGACCACCGCCGGCUCUUCGCCACACAAGGAUAGCAGUGCCAACAAACAAGAAGAUGACGAAAAGCAGCAUAGUCUGAUCCCCGCCUACGUAUCUUUGGGCUGCGUGUGGAAGUUCGCCAAGGCCCUAUCGCCGGGAGUGCUUCUAAUCGCCAUUGGGACGGCUAUGUGUGUAGUGGGAUUCCUCGCCGAGCAGCUGUCGACUUCGGUCACCAUCGUCGACGGCAACAACAACAUCACAACGAUCACAGUCAACCGCUCGUUGGAAUAUCAUCUCCACAACCUGUCGUUCGCGGGUCCAGCCAUCAUGGGCCUGGGCGGUAUUUGCAUCGUUGCCGCCUGCGUGUUGACUUUUGGAGUGAAAGACCACCACCACAGGGUAGUUCCUGUGGACGAGAAGAGACCGUCCAUUGGAGAAGCUCUAGUUCCCAUACUGCCGCUACCUCCCAAGGGUAGACGUAGACCGAAACCGCCACUGCUGUCACCGCCGCCGGGAACCGACAACCCAACGGUUCUGAUACAGCAGCCGACUUCCGAACGUCCUUCGCUCGGCAGCGGCAACAGCAGCAGCGGUAUCACGUCAGUCCAUAACACGACUAAACAGUUGAUAGCCGCAGCAGGAAUUAUGCCAACGAGUAGUAGUGACGUUGCUUACAACGGUUUACAACCGCAGUACUCUCAACAACUCCUGCAAGUCGAUCAAGGAAGCGAAUCCUUCGUGGGCCCCGCUCCCGGAGGAGGAUCGACCGCGACAUCGAUGAGCAAGGUCAGCAGUAACAACAACAACAACUGCAGCAGCAGCAACUACAACCAUCCUACAAACCAUAGAAGUACAACUACGUCAGCGGUAGCAGCAUCGACUGCGUCCUUAGAAGGAACGACAACGAAAACGAAUAAUAAUAAUAAUUCCAGUGUGGCUGGAGAAAGGCGAAAGUCAUCAGCAGUGGUGGGGUCCAAGACAACCAUAAUAGUGCCUACAAGAUCAUCAUCGGAUUCUCAUCGCAACAGUGUGAGCACCGACAUAAUAAAGAGAACGAGCAGCAGCAGCAGCAGAGGCAGAAACAGCAAUAGCAAGGCCAAGCCGCCUGCAGUCGAGAGCUCCAGUCAACAGCUGCUCCAGAAGCAAAUGGCUGGGGCAGGAGCGGGACCCGAUUGCGCCAGCUACUCACCCGAUCCCUAUCCGGAUUAUCGGUCCCUGGCGGGGUCAGCCCUCUCGGCCGCAGCAGGGCCGGAUCUAAGCUCCGUAUCGGGCUGUUCGACGCCAGCGUCUCAGAUUUCAUUACCUCAAAUGUCUUCUGGAGGCGUAUGGACGUGCCCGGUGGGAAUGGCUCAAUAUUUCAACCAACAGCAACAACGUUAUCAGCACCAUCAGCAGCAGGCAUCGAGUCCUGCUUUCAACGUACCUGGGCCUUCUGCGCGGAGCUGUCAGAUCAGCCCGGCUUAUAGCAACAGCAGCAGCAGCAGCAGCGUCAGCGUUCCACCGAGUUCUUUGAAUCUGAUCCCGUUGCACACGCGAACAGGGGCUACUCCCCCAUUCAAAAUGCGCGCCGCUCCGUCGCUCUCAACAUCUUCGACUUGCACGAAUUUUCUUCUUAGUCCCCAAUAUGAAACGACGUUCAUCCCGUCACCCACGGAUCUCCAGAUCAUGGAUCCUGACGGUUGUGAUACCCCUUCGUCAUCCAAGUCAUUCUACAUGAGUCGAUCGGCCUCUACGUCUUCGGGUCUACACCUGGACAUGUACCUCAAUCGUCUACCAGUGUCUCUACGGAUGCAGUUGUCGUCGAAACUGUUUGCCUCCAUGGAAAGUGAUGGACUAUCUUCGAUAUCUACUAGUGAGAACGACAUUCAAACAGCCAAUGACAUAGUGUUGCGGGACUUCUCUUCUUCCAAAUCUUCGGACAGACAUCAUUCGGCGUUCUUGAUGAAGAAAAGAACUUCGUUCAAUAACAUCGCCAGCACGACCCUGAUGAACAACAACAACAAUACGACUGGCAGCUUCAACAACAACAACAACAGCUGUGCUAGCAACAAUAGAAUGCAGGUGAGCAAUAGUCGAACCACGAGCAAUGAGGACUCGCAGGAAGUGACUCCGCUACUCGCCGAAGAAGAGGACGAUGACGUCUCUUCCAGGGAUUCGGACAAAUCGUCGGCGUUGGCUAACGACACGGCCUCGGGAGGAGCGGGAUUGCAUUCGUCGUUUGAUCGACGGUUUCCCUUGCUCCGACAGGCUGCGAGUGUCGCGGAGGAUUCGCGAGGACUCAAUGCUGAGUUCUUGCUCGGCCCGCCGGCUGAAAAGAUCGCCCGCGGCAAUGACGCCAGCGCUCUCGAGGCUGACGCGGGCCGCGACCUGGAAGACACUCAGCAAUCCCUCAUCCAAAGCUCGGCUCGACCGCCUGCUCAUCAGUCCGCUCUCGCCCUCGCGCGAAGCUUCAUCCAGAGAUCAUCAACCGGUGAUCCUGCUGGAGGCUGA